Anopheles coustani is the source of this 1426-nucleotide messenger RNA. RefSeq lists its product as uncharacterized. The transcript is spliced from 3 exons. Gene Ontology annotation, biological process: transmembrane transport. The coding region runs from base 38 to 1426 and encodes 462 amino acids. Gene Ontology annotation, molecular function: transmembrane transporter activity. Gene Ontology annotation, cellular component: membrane. The record is from RefSeq and is a predicted model, not a curated record. Lineage: Eukaryota; Metazoa; Arthropoda; Insecta; Diptera; Culicidae.
ACCAGUGUCCUUUGGUACAUUCACCCCGUGCAGCACAAUGUCCGGGUUUGGGAAGCAACUCUCCUGCAUUUUGAGCAGUAUACUGCUCUUGUUUUGCGGCGGAAUGCACAUCGGUUGGAGCAUAACACACCUGAACAUGGGCGGCAACGCGUGGGCGGUCGGUAUUUCGGUAGAUGAGUUCCGUUUCGCCAUACUUUCCUUCUUUACCGGGUGCGGCUUUAUCAUACUGAUCGUGGCCGCCACGAAGCAGUUGGUUCCGACACGCAUCUGGCUGGUACUGUCGGCUUUCUUUUUCAUGAUCAACGGUGUGUUUUUCACUGCGAUGCCGACGUACUACGCCGCAACGGUGGCAACGCGCAUUAUUGCAGGAUUUGGUCAUGGAAUUUGCCACGUAGUUUCAAUUAUCUACGUCGGUGAAAUUGCUUCACGGAACUUCCGCGGCAAGCUGGUAGCCAUUCUGGUAUCGUCCAUCGUAGGAGGUGUCGCUCUGUUCACUGUCCUUUCGAUGGUGACCACCAACCCCAUCUUCAUCGUGGAACCGAACAUGCAUGCCAACCGAGCGAUCGGCAUCGUCAUCCUUUCCCUCAGUACACUCGCCCUCGUGCCCGCCUGGUUCCUGGUGAUCGAAUCUCCCCUGCACACGCUCACGACGUCCGGUAACGAAACGUUAGCCAGGAGCAACCUGAUCAAAUUGCGUGGCCUGAGCGUGGAGUCACCGUCGCUAAUGGACGAGUUCGAGGAUAUGAAAACGCUUGCCGCGGAAAGCGAAAGCCUGUCGCCGUUUUUCCUCUCGCAGGGAAAUUUCCCCGCGUUCCAGCUGGCACUGCUCGUGAAACUAGCGAACCUGCUGUUCUUCAACUACUCCAUGAACACGGCCAAGAUGUCGUUGAUGUCACUCAUGUUCACCCUAACGGUAUUCACGCACAACUGGGCCCCACCAAUGCUGUGGCUGAGCAAGUUCGCCGGUUCUGUGCUGGCGAUCUUCAUCAUCGAUCUGCUUCCGCGCCGAUUCCAGUACGGCUUUUCGUCCGUCUUUACCGGCUCGUUCAUGCUGGCACUCGGUAUUAUCCUGGCGACGUACGAUGUGGUUGCAUCGUGGAUUCCGCCAUUCCUCUACAUGGUGGCGGAGGUGUUCAACACCUUCGGUAUGCUGCCGGUACCGGAGAUUAUGCUUUCGGAGGCCUUCCCACCGAAGAAGCGAGCGCUGUCCGUUUCAUCCAUUCUAAUUUGCGAGUACGUCGGUCAUAUGGUGGUGUACAUCAUCUACUUCAAUGUACCGAGUACGCUUACGAACACCUACAUCAAGACGCUCGUGUUCUCGGGUGUGAUACUACUGAAAUGUCUCAUCGCGGUGCUAACGACGCCCGAUACGAGAAACAAGUACCCACGGGAAGCGGUACAUUUGUACAUGCAUAAGAAGAAAUAA